AUGCUUAAGUUGAAAUACUGUAAAUCGUCUUUAAGAGGAGGAGGAUCUGCCUUCUCUUCUUCUAGUCAUUCUGAGGGGAUACCCUAAAACAUUUAAAUUGAGGCUUAAUUACAUUCAACACUUUUAAAUGCUUUUUUAGUCAACUUAAAUAAAAGACUAGAGCAAAUUGAACAUGUAAAAGAGAUCAUGAGCACAGAAGAAGGGAGAAGCGUGUUGAGUAGAAACAUAACUUGGUUUUUGGAACUUGAAUAAUUAUUUUGUUAUUUCCAAUUUUAGAUUGACCUGGUGAAAAGGCACAAAUAAAUUUUAGAAAAGACACUCUAACAAUUAUUAGAAUUAGCAUCAACAACAAUCUAAUGGGAUAGAUUGAUCGCAUUGAAAAUAAUGAAAAUUUGCAACUCGUUCUCAAGAUUAAUAUUUAUUUAUUACUCUAAUUCAAAUGAAAGAACUCAAUAAUAGCAGAUAGAUAGAUGGACAUAGUUAGCUGUCAAUAUUACUAAUUAAGUUAAUCUGGAAGGCGAAGCAUCUUUAUUUUAUAAUGGGUUAAUUUAUGAGCUAACUAUUAUAUAAGCCUGUUUAGAAUAUAUACCAACCUAAGAGGAGGCACAGCAAAAAAAUAGUUCUGCUAUUGCUAUUCUUAAAGAACUUUUUAACUCGGCUAUUAGUUUAAAACCCUCCCCUGAUUUAGCAAGUUCAAUUUCAAAAGGGGCGUUGUUUUUAUAUUAACAAUACCAAAAGAAGAAAUCAAUGGAAUAAUUCCAGAACUGCCUAUUUUUAGAAUAAUUGAAAUGGAACAUCUUGAUGAGUAUUAAAGCUGGUGUAUUGUUUAAUGAAAUAGAAGACAAAAUUAAAGAUAAUUACAAUAGUAUUAUUAAAUAAGGAAGUGAUUGGGCCAUUUAAUAUUCUUGGAUUAAGAUGGCUAGUGAACUGAUGGCAUGCAAACCACAAAUUACUAAAAUCAAGUUUUUAAGUAUAUAAUAAGGAUCAAAUUAAGUGAUGACAUGGGAAUAAGCCUAAUCAGAGAAUUUGAUUAAUAUCAUCCAUAAGGAUUUUGAAAUUGCUGAAAUUAUUGCAAAGAAUUCAACAUCAAAUAUUGGCAUUAAAUUAUAAAGUAUUUCUAGACAGUAUUACAAUCUCUAAGACUUUUUUAUGAAUGGAAAUCAAGUCAUACCUAAAUUCAUUGGGUACUAUUCCUUAGAAUCUGGAAAAGAUUAAAUAAAUUUAGAUAAUGAAUCAAACCAAGAUUAUUUUAAAAUGAUAUAAGCAUUAAGACAAAUACCUUUCGAUAAAAUUGCUAAUAAUUUCAAUGAAUUUUUAAAUAAAUUUUCAGCAUAUUUAGCUAGUUUUUAUCAAAUAGAAACUAAAGCAAUGAAUUUUUCAGAUUUCCAAUAUCAUUUAAUAUUAAUUUAGGAACAAUAUCAAUCUUUGCUCAAUGAAGUUAUUAAAUUUUAGAUUUCUAGGGAUUAUAUAAAUAAUAUUAUUGAAAUAAUCUCUCCACUUUUAUUAAAGUCAGAUGAACUUAAUAAAUAGCAGACAACUAUAUAUAAUAAUUGCUUUUAGACAUUUCUAUAUAAUUAUUCUAAAAUACAGAGUAAAAAAUAAUUUGACAAGAAAAAAGAUGUUUAUGAUAAGCUUAUAAAUUGGCUCAAACAAAUAAAUUUAGUUUAAGAAUAACAAAUUAAUUACUAAAAACAAUUUGGAAAGAAGUUGCCAGAAGAAUGUUUUGUUUUAUCUAAAAUUUUAGAAAAGCCCUUUUAAACAAAGUUGAAUUAUUUGAUUUUAGCACUUUAAUUUUGUUAACUAUGGAAUCAAUAGGUUUCUCUACUCUCAUCAUUGUUUACAGCAGAACAUAUUAUAAUCAAUAAAUAAGUAAUCAUUACAAAAUAAACAUAAGAAGAAGAAUUGAAAUGUGUAUCUGAUAAUCUAAUUGAAGAAUUUAUUAAUAGGUAGAAUAUUAAUUUCGAAUAUCUCCAUUCUAUUUAUUCAAUUCUUUAAAUGUAAUAUGAAUUAUUUUAAGAAUUAAAAGCAUUACUGUUUGAUAAUUUUUCUCUAGAAGAAUUUGAAAAAAUUUAAAAGAAAUAAAAAAUUGAAUUCUUAGUUGAUGUAAAAUUUGAUUUCAAUCUGUAUUUUCAGUAUUAAGUCAAUUAGCAUCAGCAAUUGAUUCAAUUACUUGAUAAUGAAAAUGAGAUCUUAACUAAUUAAAUGAAGGAAUAUCAAAUUAGAAAACUAAAUUAAAUUUUUAACUAUUUUUGCUUUAUAUUUAACUUUUCUCUUAUUUCAAUAAACUAAAUAUUUAACUUUAAUUUAGAUUCCAUAAAGAAAAUGGAACUUUUAGUAGAAUUCGUUAGCAGAAAAGACAAUAAGAUAUUAUACAAUUUUAAAUCUAAUUAAAUAAAGCUUUAAACUCAAGUUGAUCUAUUGAUAACAUCCAAAGAUAAGAUAGAAUUAUUGGGCAAUAUUGAAUAUGUAGAAAAAGUAAAGGAAUUUGAAAUUUCUGUCUAAGCCAUUUAAUAAGAAUUAUUAAUAAUAAACAAUAGUGACUGCAGAACUUAAUUAGUUAAUGAAUUAAAUAAAUUUAAUGAGUUCUUAGUACACGCUAGAACAAGAUAAAAAAGUUAAUUGGAUUCAACCAUUGAUGCUCUAAAAACGUGUACUUUAGAUUUCAUUGACAAAAUUGAAAAUUUGUUUAAAAAUUUGAAAUUAUCUUGGAAACAAGAAUUGAUUACUGAAAUGAGUGAGAGCAUAGAUGAAAGAAAGCCAAAUUAAGCUAAAUUGUUAGAGUUCAUCAAUAAUUUCAAAAGUUAAGUUUUGUAGGUGUAAUAAUCAAUUGAAUUUUCUGAAGUCGAUACAUUGCAAAAUUUAGUAGAUUUAAUGAGAUUUACAAUCUAAAAUGAUACAAUACAUAAUUAAUGCGAAGAUAAAAUCUCUAAAUUAUUAUAAAAAUUUUAACUCUUCAUAUCUAAUAUAAAGAGCCUUAAUUAUGAGGCAUUCUGUAAAAGUUAUUCAGAGUAAUUAUACUGUAUUAUUUAAAACCCCAAAGAAUUAGAUCGAUUUCUGAAAGAUGAAUUGAAUUUCAUAUUUUCACCUGUUUAGAAUUAAGUUCAAACUAAUCUAAAAUAAUGUAAAUAAAGUAUAACAGCAUCUAUACUUGAAUUUAUUCAAGGUAAUUCUUGGAGAGUAAAAGAAGGAUUUAUAUUUUAAUGUAUCUAAUUAGAAAAUCAAUUAUAAGAAUAAAAUAAAUAAUUGAUACAAAAAAUGUUAAUUCUAAUUGCGGCCAAGGAGACUAAUUUGAAAAUAUUAGUAACACUCAAAAACAAAUAAAUAGUAUAACAAAUGUAUUAAGGAUUCUCUAAGAAUUGGCCUGAAGUACAAAGUGAGAUUUAAUCAGAUCUAGCUAGUUAAAUAAGUAGAUUAGAAUAACUUUAAUUUAAUAUUUAAAGUGCUGAAACUGAUAGAAAGAGAGAGCAACUACUUAAGGAACACAAAAAAUUGGAAGAACAAGUUGAAUAAUAAAUAUUAAAUGUGAAUCAAAUUGGUGAUGCUUUAGGUAUCACUAUCAAUUUCUUAAGAGAAAUUAAAUAAGAUCUAAAUAAAAUUCAAUAGAAAUUAGAUCAAAUGCUUAAUAAGAUAGAUGAAGUAGUUCAAGAUAUUAAAUAAUUGAUUGGAAAGACACCUAAAUAAUUAUUAGAAAUAAGAAUGUAAUUUGUUUUAUAAUAAAAAAUUGCAAAUGAUUUCAAUAAUGUUUAUGUAAACUUAAGAACUAAGGAAUUGAAAGAGAAUUUUAAAGAUGAAGAUGACGAAACUACUCUUUUUAAUGAUGUUUCUUAGAAUAAAGGUGAAAUUGAUGAAUUUUUAUAAUAACCAAAAGAUUCUAUGCUGAUUCAUGGACCAGCAGGUUCAGGUAAAAGUGUCGCAGCUAAAAAAAUAGAAGAAUAUAUCUGGCUAUAAUAUUAAUAGUUGAAUUUAGAUGAAUGGUCAAAAGAUUCAGAACAGAUACCAGUUGUUCCUAUAUUCAUUCAAUUAGCAAGUUUAAAAGAUCCUUAUUUUAAAGCCAUUGAGGAAUCCUUAGCUUCACCCAAUUAUAAUUUUGAUUGGAGAUAAAUACAAGCUUUCUAAACUUAAGUUGAAGAAGGUAAAGUUGCAAUUGUUUUCAUUCUUGAUAGUUUUGAUGAAUUGAGUAAUAAUUAAAUAAAUCUAAUUUAAAAUAAUAAAUUGAAGAAUUGGAAGUAAUAGUUAUUAAACUUAAGCGAUUUAACUUAGGGUUAAUAAAGAAUAUAUAGUCUAAAUUAUCCCAAAGUAAUUACUACAACUAGAUCAGAAGUGUUUGAGUUAAAUAGUACAAAUUAUAGAUAAUGGUUUAGUACUGAUUCAAUAUUGGAUUUUACAAAGUACAAAGAAUUAAGAAUUCUCAGUUUUGAUGAUAAUUAAAAGUAAGACUACUUAAAAUAAUAUUCAUAUACUUAAAUAAAAAAGACUUUGCUUGAUUAUUUUGAAAAGUACUCCAUUGUUUAAAAAAGAGGAAGAAACCUUAUAAAUGAAGUAGAAAAAAUAUGGAAUCAUGCAGUUGAAAAGUUGGAACGAAUUAAUCAUUAUCAAUAAUAAAAUGACUUAUAUUUAAGCGAUAAACAAAUCAAUAUGAUAACCACAAUUUUGAAAAGUGAGUUUAAGUUGUCAAAUAAAUAAGAUUAAUUUGCGAUUUUAGAAAGGUAAUUAAAACAUAUUUAAACACCUUCAUUCUAUAAUAAUAAUAUCAUUGAUUUCAAUUUGGAGUAGCUUCUCAAAACACCGUUUAUGAUGAAAAUAGUUAUUGAAGUGUUACCGUAAAUCAACUCUUAGAAAUAACAGCUCCAGUAAAAUUAUUUUAUUUCUAAUUAUACAAUUGGAAUGUAUGAAAAAUACGUUAAGAAGAAAGAUAUCAAGGAUAUUCUAUAGUUUUUAGGGAGAAUUUCUUAAGAAUAAUAUAAGGAAGAUUAAGCAGAUGAAUUAAAUAACCAAUCAUAAAUAUUAGAAUAGCCAGAGAACUUAGAGAUUGAUGAAGAAACUAACCCACCUUCGCAAUACUAUAUGGAUGAGAGAAAUUAAUAAUUGAAAAAAGAAUCACAAAAAUCUCAGGGUUAUUAUUAGUAAUCUACCUAAUAUUCCUAACAAUAACAACAUUCAACUUUAAAUUAAAGGUCAUCAUCAAAUUAGUAAAAAAUAACUAAAGAUUAUAGCGAAUUUGGUUAUCCUUAACCAAUAGAUAUUUAAAAUUCAAGAAAUCCUUAUGCAAAUCCUGGGAAUUACUAAGAAUAGCAGAAAAAAGCUGCGCCAUCAAUAAAUACACCUUAAAGGGUAUAUACUACAUAAUAAAAUAAUCAAUAUAAUCCUACUUAAUACAACUAUGAAUAAGCGAAAUAAUAAAUGCCUUAAAGGAUUGAAGAAAACAAUGAUAGAUACAGAUAAUCUAAUUAUUAUGAUUAAAUGAAGUAGCCUAUGCCUUUAAAUAUUAAUUCCCAAGAAAGAGUAGUAGGUCCAUAUUAAGUUUCAAGAUCAUCUGCUGCUAAUUAUCAAAGUAAACCUGAAAAUAAUAGUUUUCAAGACAGAGAAGAAAUAAACUAUUAAGGAUACGAAUCGCCUAAUUUUUAUUAAGAUUAGGUUAAAUAAGCAAAAAGGGUUUCAUAAUAAAAAAGUUAAGCUUAUCCUCCAAAUUUCAGAACAUCAUCGGCGGAUUAACCUCAGAUUGUGUAUGAAGGAUAUUAAAGUUCAGAAUAUUUAAAGAUAUCAAAAGAACUAAAAUACAAGUUUAAUUUAUAAAUAAAGAUUAAGUAGAAUUUAAGAGAAUAAGGAAAAUAAAUAUUUUAAAAGCAUUCAUAUUUCUCUCAGCAAGAUUAUGAUUAAUUUGGAGAAGAUAAAUAGAUUUUGUUAAGAUGUUAUAAAUCUUUCAGAUUAACAUAGUAUGAUUUUUAUGAUUAAUUCUUGGAGAAUUACAUUUAGAAUUAAAUGCAAAAGUUGUAAAAUCUUCAGCAAUUAAAGUUCAAUAAUAAUUUUGUAAAUGAAGUUAAUGAUUAUUCAAGAUUAUUAGUGUUAUAUUUAAUGCAAUAUUAAUUAACUGCAAUGGAAACCUCAAAAACAUCUAAUAUGUCAGGAGUAUUCAGAGACUCAAAAGUCAAACACCAUUCUGCUGAUCCAAGAUUUUAGGAAUUAUUUAAUUAGAAUUCUGAAGAGACAACCUUAAUAAAAAAAUGCCUUCCUUUGAAACAAACAGGAUCUAUUUUGAGUUUUGAACAUAAAUCGAUUUAAGAAUUUAUUUAUGCAAAAUUCAUCAUUACUAGUCUUAUAAGGAUCAGUGAAAUAAUUAAUAUCCUCAAAUAAAUAAAAGUAGAUGUUUUCUUGAUAAAUAAGAGUAAAAAGUUGAAAAAAAUAGAAUUUAUUUCAAUUUGUAUUAAUUUAUUUUUAAAUUAAAGAUUGGAUACAUUAGAAAAUCAGGAUUAAGCAAGAGAGAUAUUUUUGUAAUACUAUUUAUCAACCUUUUAAGUUUAAUAAUAGGUUAAUUUCGAUUGUUUUAAUUAUAUUUUGGAUUUAUUAUCUUUAAUAGAUUUUUCUCCAUUAAAUUAUGUAAUUAUGGCAAAUUAAUUUUAUAUGGGAACAAUAAGAUUUAUAGUGGAAUAUAUAUAAAACAAUCAGGAUUUAAAGUCAGUCUUACAUAUUUUAAUAUUAAUCUCAGGAAUAUCCUAAAAAUUCGUGAAUAUUAGCUCAAAUUCCUUUUAAUUACUAUCUUACAUGUAGGAAUUAUUCUAUGAAAAGAAUUUUUCUGGAAUUUUUAUAAAAGACAUAAAAUUAUUAGGAUUAAAGUGUAUAGGAUGUGAUUUUAGUUGGUCAACAUUUGAGAAUGUAACUUUGAUGGGGACAAAUUUAAAUUAUUGUAAAAUUGCAGAAGUUAAGUGGAAAGACAUAAUCUCAUAGGAUUUGCCAACUUUAUCAUUUAAUAUUGGUCCUAUUUUGAAAGCAUCAUUUUCCUUUGAUGGUAACUACAUAGCAUCUCUAGGACUUAACAAAUAGUUAGUUGUAUAUUAGAUAGGCGCUGAAUAGAUAGUACGAGAUAUAGAACUUCCAAAAGAUGUAUUUGAUUUUUGUUGGUCCAACACAAAAUAAAUGCUUGUUUAUUUCUCUGAAGAAACUUUAAACAUCAUUAGCUUUUAUGAGGACUUGAAAAAUCGGGCAAAUUAUGGUUAAAGAAAUUAAAAUGAAUAAAGAGGUUAGCCUAUAAAAUCUAAAUAUAAAAUAGGAGACACUGUUAAUUUGGUAAAAUUUUCAAAUUAAGACAGUUAUCUAUCAGUAGGAUGUUAAAAAGGGAAAAUAAUUAUUUAUAAAUAUGCUAAUUCGCAAUAUACAUAAUUUAGAGAAAUAAUUGGAAAGAGUAGAAUAACAGCAUUUGACUUUUCUCCAGAUGAAGAUAGCCUUAUAGCUUGCGAUCAAACUUCAAUAUUUUUAUAUAAAAUAUCAGAAGAGUAAACUAAAUCCAUUAGAACCUUAUCAUAAAACCAAUAAGUAACAAGUAUUGUUUUCAAUCCUGAUGGGUAACUGUGUGCAUAUGCGACAACAAAUGAAUUGAUUAUAAUUUUUAGUUUGGUAAAAUAAAAGGAUUAAGCGAAAUUAAUUGGUCAUUAAAAAGCUGUUAGAUGUAUAUGCUUUUCUAGUGAAGGUAAUAUAUUGGUAAGUGGAGGAGAUGAUAAAAGUGUUAGGAUUUGGGAUUAUAUGAAAGGAAUCUAAAUUGGAGAGAAUUUGCAUAGUCAUUCGGAUGGUAUUAAUAGCAUUGAGUUUUCAAAACCAGAUGGAAUGAUUAUUUUGUCUGCAGGAAAGGAUGGACUUAUUAAAUAGUGGCAUCACUCUGACAAUUAUCGUGUUAGUGAAUAUCUGCCUGGGCAUGACGGCAGCAUUUUAUUUAUGGUUUUAUCUACUGAUUCCAAAAGAAUAAUUACUAAAGGUAAAGAUAAGAAAAUAAUAUAAUGGAAUAUUAAAACAGCAUCUAUGGUUAAUCAAAUAAUAACUUUAUAGAGUUGUUAAGAAUGUUCAAUUAAUAAAUUAUGUUCUGCUUGUUAAUUAAGUCCUAUAUUAAGUGUUAAUGAUGAUCAAUAUAUUAUCACUGGUGGAUUUGGUCACUCAAUUUCAAUUUAUGAUACAUACAAUUGUAAAUAAACAUUUCAUACACUAUCAUGUCUAAAACCUAAAGGAGAAGUGACACUUUUAGCCUAUUCUCAUUAAAAUCAUUUUAUAUGUUCAGGAACUUAGAAUGGCGAAAUUAAAAUAUGGGACAGUCUUAAUGGAAGAUAAUAUGGUUAAAAGAUCACACUAAAUUAUUAAAUAUUGGCUUUAUUCUUUGAUCUAGACUAAAAUUUAGUUGUUUUAAAUUAAACUGGCAAAUACACGAGCAUUAAACUUGGUUCAGGAGAUAUAAAAACUUAAUCGUUCUAACAUGAAUUAAUUGAUGAAGCAUCUGAAAUGAAACAGAUAAAUUAAUUAAUUUUUGAUGAGAUUUCUGAUUUAUAAAUUGACGUACUCCCAUAGAAUUCAUCAUAAAGAUCAAAUAAUAAAGUCUCAUGCUUAGCAUUCACAUCAGAUUAUUCUCAUUUGGCAAUCGCAACCAAAUCUUCAAAUGUCUACAUUUUAGAGAUUAAAGAUUUGUCAAAGAUACUGAACACAUAUUCUUAUUAGGGUGUAAUUACUUCAAUGCAUUUUAAUAAAAAUGGUUUAGUUUUAAUCUUAUCCUUUGAAGAUCUUUCCAUAAAGGUUUGGGAUAUAUAAAAAAGUACGCAUGGAAGUAAAAAUGAUUGUCACUAAGCUCCAAUCAAUUGUUUAGGAGCAUCUUCGGAUAAUAAAUUUAUAGUUUCAACAUCCUAAGAUAAAUUUAUUAAGAUUUGGAAAUUGUAAAACUUAAGCGAUGAUGGAAUCAUUUCUGAAGACAUUAAUCGUUUAAAAAAGAAAAUACAAAAUCGAAAGUCGUAUCUCAAAGAAUCUUUUGAAAAAUUCAAUUUUAGCUCAAUAAAUCAAAUAAGUUAAGAGAUUGUAAGACAUACAGAUAAUGUUGCUAGGAUGAAUUAGGAAUGGGAGCAUUAGUUGAGCAUUUUUGACAAAGUAGAAUAGAUGUAUCAUCAUCUAUCUGAAUUGCGAAGAGUUGAUAUGAGUGCUACAUUAUGGGAAUAAAAAACGUUAAAGGAUGAAAUUACAAAGGAAGGAGAAGAAAUUGAAUAAUAGCUAUAAAGGAGCGAUUAAAUGAAUGAAGUGUUCAGUUAAUAUAUGAUCGAUAUGACUACUCAAUGUUUUAAUGUAUCACAAGUACUUUAAGAAAGAUUACUACUGAAAUAAUAGCAACUUAAAGAAUUUAAAGAAGCAUUGAUAAAGGAGAAGGAAGAAAGAUAUAAAGAAAAAUAACAUGUUUCAGAAGUUAAAGUCAACUCCUAAAAUUAAAUAACUUUCUCUGAAAUAUUAUGUAUUAGUAAGACUCCUUAAAAUUAAAAGUUUAUUGGAACAGUUUUCGAAAAAUCCAACAUCAGAAAUAAGACUAACCAUGAUUUAUUUAAGCUUUGGUAAUAAACGCAAGAGAAGAAAAAUCAUUAUUGA
This is a messenger RNA of Paramecium octaurelia, 9597 nucleotides long. The record is from the annotation of a GenBank genome assembly. Lineage: Eukaryota; Ciliophora; Oligohymenophorea; Peniculida; Parameciidae.